Tetrapisispora phaffii CBS 4417 is the source of this 1680-nucleotide messenger RNA. It is a transcript of the gene HCM1, whose product is annotated as Hcm1p. Gene Ontology annotation, biological process: regulation of transcription by RNA polymerase II. NCBI's taxonomy places the organism in Eukaryota, Fungi, Ascomycota, Saccharomycetes, Saccharomycetales, Saccharomycetaceae. The record is from RefSeq and is a predicted model, not a curated record. Bases 1 to 1680 code for a protein of 559 amino acids. Gene Ontology annotation, molecular function: RNA polymerase II cis-regulatory region sequence-specific DNA binding; DNA-binding transcription factor activity, RNA polymerase II-specific. The transcript has a single exon.
AUGAAUCAAGGAUUCGCUGCAGAUUUUAUUGCGCCAAAUACAAUUUCGCCGAUUGGUAAUCUAAGGAGGACGUUUAGCAGUGAAGAACAUCAUAUGUAUGGUAAUGGUAUGGUAACCUCUAUUGACACUAAAGAGAUCAUUACCCCUCCGGGAUCUACAGUUAGGGGCAAGAAUAAAAAAACAACAGGUUCUCUGAAACAUCCAUUGUCUCCAGAGUUUUCUUCGCCCAUUACUCACUCGAAAAGUAAGAAACAAAAAUCAGAAAGCAAUACAACAAGAUCGAAUGGUAAUUUAACUUUAGAUGAAUUGAUCGAAUCGUUGGCUAUAAGAAACUCACGUGAAGAAUUGCAUACUAAACCUCCAUAUUCGUAUGCAACAUUGAUUAGUUUGGCAAUUUUGCAAUCCCAAGAUGGUAAGCUAACAUUGGCUCAGAUUUAUAAUUGGAUUUCGGUUCAUUUCACAUAUUAUAAACAAAAGGAUUCUGGUUGGCAAAAUUCCAUUAGACAUAAUUUAUCAUUGAAUGAGGCUUUCAUUAAGACUACAAAAGCCGAUGAUGGGAAAGGUCACUAUUGGGAACUUAAGCCAGGUUAUGAAACCAAGUUCUUCAAAAAUGAAAAUAGAUCAGUUGAACAAGUUAAAGCAAAACUUCAGGAGAUGGAAAAAUAUUUCCAGUCAGGUGCAGUUCCACAUUACUCUAAAUCAAAUCAAAAUGAUACUGACUCUGAAGAAUAUUCAGCACCCUCAAGUGCUAGGGGUGGUUCAAACUUCAGAACAAGUUCUUCUCCAUUAAAAUUUGCUGCCAUACAUCAAGAUUAUAAUAUUGUUAAUAAUGAAAUGGAAGUGACGCCUUCCUAUCCGAUUAGCAUGUCACCAAAUACUGCUUCUUUACAGCCUGUACCAACAUUGAAUUUUGGAGUGAAAUUUUCUAGUAACGAAGCCAAUACAAAAGAUAGGUUUACAGCAAAGAGAUUUCAUACCACAUUAGGUUUUCAAAGAAAUCAAGAUAAGAACAUAGCUUUAUUUGAUGGUGGAAUUGCUGGUAAUUCGCUUUCUUCAUUAGGUAUACCAUCAGGUUCUGAUUUAUUAAAAUCGCCACAAAAUAUACAAAGAUAUACCUCUUCAUUUAAUUCUAGCUUUGAAACGUCUCCUUUACCAAGUAUACAAAGAAGGAAAUCAAUUGCUGGUGUCAAUACUAACGAUAGUACACAGCUGAAUACAAAUGAAGAUUAUUCAGGGUCUUCCAUUUUGUUAGCUCUGCCACAGCCUGUUGGAACUGAUAUGUUGAAAACUCCAAAAAUUAAAACGACAGGCAUGUUUGAAAAAACACCUGUACGCUUUAUUACAACCCCAAGAGAUGAUGGCUCACUAUUAAAAAAAUGGCAAACCCCAUCCAAUAUAUUUGAAGAUUUCUACUGUUCACCUCUAUUUAAAGGAAUGGGAACACCAAUAAAAUUCAGCAGCACUCCAAAUGGUGCAUCAAAUAAAAUAUUGUCACCAUCAGGUAAAUUAUCUCAAGAUAAUGUAUUAAAGGAUUCCAAUAAAUCACAAUUAUCAUCAAAUGGUUUAUUUGGUGUAGAUGUUUAUUCUGUUUGGAAGAGAGCCACCGAAAACAAAUCGGAAGCUAAGAUACUUGAUGAGAAACUGAGCAAAUUCUCAGAAGUAGAAGAGAAAAAACAAUAG